Messenger RNA from Cyphellophora europaea CBS 101466, 1587 nucleotides. RefSeq lists its product as uncharacterized. The transcript has 8 exons. Gene Ontology annotation, biological process: carbohydrate transport; transmembrane transport. Lineage: Eukaryota; Fungi; Ascomycota; Eurotiomycetes; Chaetothyriales; Cyphellophoraceae. Gene Ontology annotation, cellular component: membrane. The record is from RefSeq and is a predicted model, not a curated record. The coding region runs from base 1 to 1587 and encodes 528 amino acids. Gene Ontology annotation, molecular function: carbohydrate:proton symporter activity.
AUGGCUUCUUUCAUUCGCAAAGUCGUUCGCAAUGAUGCGAUCAAGCUUGAUCCUCCGGCCGUCUAUAAUUGGAGAGUUUUUGCCAUCGCCUGUGCUGCAUGCUUUGGUGGGACAUUGUUUGGCAUGGACAUUGGUAUUAUCGGAGGCGUCACGACCAUGCCAGACUUCCAGCACGAAUUCGGCUAUGAUGGCAAAAGCAAGAUUGCCAAAUCCAACCUUUCCGCCAACCUUGUGAGCGUAAUGCAAGCUGGGGCCGUGGUUGGUGCCUUGGUCGCAUUUCCAUGUGCGGACAAAUGGGGGCGGCGCCCGAGCCUUAUGGGUGUUGCUUGCUUUGCAUUCGUCGGUGGUUUGCUACAGGCCUUCAGCUAUGGCCAUCUGUCCUGCUUUUACAUUGGUCGAUUUGUGGAAGGCCUUGGCCUGGGAGGUGCAACGAUGCUCGCGCCUACCUACGUCGCAGAGAACGCCCCGAGAGGAAUACGCGGUCUGCUAGUUGGGUUCUAUCAGUUGUUCGAGACCAUGGGAGCCAUGAUUGCUUUCUUCAUCAACUAUGGCAGUCUUUUGCAUAUCAAAGGACAUGGACAGUGGAUCGUUCCACUGUCGAUGCAGUCCUUACCUCCUGUUCUGCUGUUUGGGGCGAUUCUGUUAUGCCCGGAAUCACCCCGCUGGCUGGCGAGACAGGACAACUGGGACAGAGCUUCGAGCGUUUUGUCUCAAGUCCGGCAUCUGCCUACGACUCACCCUUAUGUCCAGGCGGAAUUACUCGAAAUGCAGACACAACUGGAGGAGGAGCGUUCCCACUAUUCCGAUAACAGCUUCUGGUCGAUCAUGAAGGAGUGCUGGCUGAUUCCAGGAAACCGAAAGCGAGCUAUAAUGAGCAUUGUGUUGAUGACUGCUCAGCAGUGGACUGGGACAAACGCUAUCAACUACUACGCCCCGGUCAUUUUCAGUAAUCUUGGUGUCACCGGCAAUUCGCAGUCGCUCUUUGCCACCGGAGUCUAUGGCAUCGUCAAGAUGUGCUCGUGCGCCAUCUUCAUCUUCUUUCUGGCCGACACGUUGGGGCGAAGAUGGAGUUUCGUCUGGACGGGGUAUUUCAUGUUCUUCUGCAUGUUCUACCUAGGAUUUUAUGGUCGAUUUGAUCCACCUAUCAAAGGCGCACCGAUCCCCGCUGCUGGUUACGUGGCUCUGGUGAUGGUCUAUCUCUUUGCUGCGGCCUUCCAAUUCGGGUGGGGGCCUGUAUGCUGGAUUUAUGUGUCCGAGAUUCCGUCGAACCGUCUACGGGGGCUCAAUGUUAGUCUGGCGGCUGCGACACAGUGGCUGUUCAAUCUGGCGGUGGCGAGGGCGACUCCGGUGAUGUUGGAGACCGUUGGAAGCAACGGUUACGGCACGUACUUCAUCUAUGGGUCAUUCUGCUUUCUCAUGGCAACGGGAGCAUUCUUCCUUGUUCCGGAAACGAAAGGGGUGUCUCUGGAACGCAUGGAUGAGAUCUUUGGCACAACGAACUUCUCUGGUAUGGAGGACGUUGGCGUUGCCGCUAAGCGAGGAGACCUGGAGAAGGCUGACGGUCUCCAUGUGGAGCAUCCCAGUUGA